AUGUCUGCCGAGGGAGAUCGACCCGCCCAGCUGGAGCCGUCCGAUCUCGGCACAAAAGAAUAUUGGGACCACCUCUACACGAGCGAACUGCGCAACCACGCCGCCGAUCCGUCCGACAUUGGCACCGUCUGGUUCGACGACUCGGACGCGGAAGCCAAGGUAGUCGACUUCCUCUCCGACCUGGCGUCGUCGUCGUCGUCGUCGCCGUCGUCGUCGCCCGACGCGCCAUCCAAGCAAACGGCGUCGCUGCUCGACCUCGGCUGCGGCAACGCCUCGCUGCUGUUUGCCCUGCGCGCCGCAGGCUGGACGGGCCGCGCGCGCGGCGUCGACUACAGCCCGCAGAGCAUCGCGCUCGCCAGACAACUCGCCGAGUGGGACGUCGUCGCAGGCCCCCUCGACGCCUUGCUCGACGGCGCCCAGGCCCGCGGCUGGGACCUGGUCCUCGACAAGGGCACCUUUGACGCCGUCAGCCUGUCCGACGAGCGCGACGCCCACGGCCGCCGCCGCCCCUGCGAGGCCUACCGCGACCGCGUCGUGCGCCUCGUCCGCCCCGGCGGCCUCUUUGUCGUCACCAGCUGUAACUGGACGGAGCCCGAGCUUGUCGAGUGGUUCGCCGGCCGCGACGACGAGGGCGACCGCCACCAGCUGGGCUUCGCCGUCGCCGGCAGGGUCCAGUAUCGGACCUUUAGUUUUGGCGGCGUCAAGGGUCAGACCAUCAGCACCGUGGGCUUCCGCAAGCUCUGA
Molecule: messenger RNA, 744 nt
Organism: Hirsutella rhossiliensis
Lineage: Eukaryota; Fungi; Ascomycota; Sordariomycetes; Hypocreales; Ophiocordycipitaceae
Product: methyltransferase domain-containing protein
Exons: 3
Coding region: 1-744 (247 amino acids)
Biological process (GO): peptidyl-lysine monomethylation; peptidyl-lysine dimethylation
Cellular component (GO): cytoplasm
Molecular function (GO): protein-lysine N-methyltransferase activity
Source: RefSeq, a predicted model, not a curated record